Entrophospora sp. SA101 is the source of this 282-nucleotide messenger RNA. The record is from the annotation of a GenBank genome assembly. NCBI's taxonomy places the organism in Eukaryota, Fungi, Glomeromycota, Glomeromycetes, Entrophosporales, Entrophosporaceae.
AUGAAUCCAAAAGAUAGCAAAUACACUUAUUUAGCCUUGGGUAUUCCUGUUAAGAAGACUGUUAAUAAUCAGUCCCAAAUUAAAUCAGCUUACGACUUAGUGGCUGCUGACUUGUUCCAAACUUUAAAAAAAGCCAAAGAUGGGGCAGUUAUCAAAUUAGGCAACUGCGGAGCCUUUCACAAAAAAAGAACUACUAUUCAAAGUGCCUUAGACGGCAAUACUUAUCGUUACUACCGAAUAAGUUUUAAACUUUCGGAGCAACUGAAAGCUGAAAAAAGAUAA